AUGGUCCGUUCUUUAGAGAGGAAAGUAGAGGAAACGGUCCAUCAUUUAGAGAGGAAAGUAGAGAAGAUGGUCCAUCAUUUAGAGAGGAUAGUAGAGGAAAUGGUCCAUCAUUUAGAGAGGAAAGUAGAGAAGAUGGUCCAUCAUUUAGAGAGGAUAGUAGAGGAAAUGGUCCAUCAUUUAGAGAGGAAAGUAGAGAAAAUGGUCCAUCAUUUAGAGAGGAAAGUAGAGAAAAUGGUCGAUAAUUUAGAGAGGAAAGUAGAGAAAAUGGUCCAUCAUUUAGAGAGGAAAGUAGAGAAGAUGGUCCAUCAUUUAGAGAGGAAAGUAGAGAAAAUGGUCCAUCAUUUAGAGAGGAUAGUAGAGAAAAUAGUCCGUCCCUUGGAGAGGAAAGUAGAGAAAAUGGUCCGUCUUUUAAAGAGGAAAGUAGAGAAAAUAGAGGAAAGUAGAGAAAAUGGUCUGUCCUUUGCAGAGGAAAGGAGAGAAAAUGGUUCGUUCUUCAGAGAGAAAAGUAGUGAAAAUGGUCCGUUCUUUAGAGAGGAAAGUAGAGGAAAUGGUCCAUCAUUUAGAGAGGAAAAUAGAGAAAAUAGUCCAUCAUUUAGAGAGGAAAGUAGAGAAAAUGGUCCAUCAUUUAGAGAGGAAAGUAGAGAAAAUAGUCCAUCAUUUAGAGAGGAAAGUAGAGAAAAUAGUCCAUCAUUUAGAGAGGAAAGUAGAGAAAAUGGUCCAUAA
Molecule: messenger RNA, 723 nt
Organism: Paramuricea clavata
Lineage: Eukaryota; Metazoa; Cnidaria; Anthozoa; Malacalcyonacea; Plexauridae
Source: the annotation of a GenBank genome assembly